Octopus sinensis (East Asian common octopus) is the source of this 4160-nucleotide messenger RNA. Its product is annotated as alanine aminotransferase 2. The transcript is spliced from 3 exons. Gene Ontology annotation, biological process: biosynthetic process. The record is from RefSeq and is a predicted model, not a curated record. NCBI's taxonomy places the organism in Eukaryota, Metazoa, Mollusca, Cephalopoda, Octopoda, Octopodidae. The coding region runs from base 1001 to 2461 and encodes 486 amino acids. Gene Ontology annotation, molecular function: pyridoxal phosphate binding; L-alanine:2-oxoglutarate transaminase activity.
UACUACUUGCAGUGUAAGUAGCGAGUAUUUUUACAAACACUUGUACUUUAAACCGAAUCCGCGUAACACAGUAAUAUUGUUGAUAUUUUUGAAUCAUUAGAUACAAUCCUUUCAAUGAAUGGUCUAACAGACUUUCCAUAUAUAAAAAUUUCACUUACAAAGCUUAUUUGCUAAAAUACCCCACUGCAUGGCACCUUGUGAUUCAGAAACGAACUUCUUUAACCAGUCGGCCGUAUAUACACGUAUUAAUACGUAGGAGUAACAACGGUGAAAAUUUUCAAUUGUAAUUACAGGUACAUUCACACACACUCACACUCAUAUUGCAGUUUGCAUGUAUUUCGAUUUACAUAUAUGCUAACUCAUGUAUGUUGCUUAUAUAACUGUCAUGUGGUCGGUUGUUGAUCUAAAUUUUAUUACACGUAUAUAUAUACACGUUGAUAAACAUUUAUAAAACACAGACACAUAUAUUCAUAUUGACCGACACACAUAUACUAGUCAGCGUCUUAAUAAGUAGCAAGUUGGGAGAAAGGAGGAGAGAGUAAGGAGAGUGUAACUAACGGGGGUAGUACGACACACAUUCAUAAUAUCUAUGUAACAUUGUCAGUCAUGUAUAAAAGUCUCUAUGGAACAUGUGCAGAGGAAUAUUCAUUAAGCAUUAAAAAAGGAAGGAAGGAAGGACAUUAAUGCCAACAAAGAAGGUGUAGGGUGGGCUUCACUCGGAUGGCUUAUUUACAUUGGAGGAGCAACUCAUACAUUCAUUUCAGCAAUCUUACGUGACAAACUGUUUCGUGUUUGAUAAAAUUACGGCUAUUAGCCAAAAAUUACACUGUCUCUGGAAGGAACUUGUAUUUCGACUGCUACUUACGAGUGGAGAAGACUAAGUUAUCAACAUCUGCUAGCGAAGAAAUCAUCAGCUACCGAAGAAAUAUAUAAACAAACAGGACUCCGUAUUUCGGUUUAUUAUAACUAAAUAGUAGUUGGGAAAACAAAUCCAGCAAAGAUGAGUAAAGAAAAAAAUCAAAAGGUUUUGAGAAUGGAUACUAUGAAUCCUUAUGUAAAAGCAAUGGAAUAUGCUGUGAGGGGACCGAUUGUGAUGCGAGCUAACGAAAUAGAAUUAGAUUUGCGAGAAGGAAACAACAGCUACCCAUUUGAGAAAAUCGUCAAAUCUAACAUAGGGGAUUGUCAUGCCACGGGACAAAAACCAAUAACAUUCAUACGGCAAUUAAUGGCAUUGUGUUUAUAUCCUGAAUAUCUUAUGAACGAUCCUAACUUCCCGAGUGAUUGUAAAGAACGGGCAAACCGAAUUCUGAAUGAUUGUCGUGGAAAAAGUGUCGGAUCUUACUCGAACAGCGAAGGGCUUCAAGUUAUUCGAGAAGAUGUAACGAGUUAUAUCGAAGCUAGGGAUGGUUUCCCGGCCUCUCCUGACAAUAUCAUUAUGACAACUGGCGCUAGUGAUGGUAUAAAAAUUAUUUUGAAUAUGUUAAUGACUGGAGAACCCGGGAAAAAGAGAGCAGGUAUCAUGAUACCAGUUCCUCAGUAUCCUCUUUAUUCAGCAACAAUAACCGAAUAUAACGCGUAUCCUAUUUACUACUACCUCGAUGAAGACAAUAACUGGGCUUUGAACCUAAAAGAAGUUGGAGCUGCUUACAACAAGGCAAAAUCACAUUGCCAGCCACGGGCCAUUUGUGUAAUUAACCCGGGAAAUCCAACUGGUCAAGUAUUAACUAAAGAAAACAUUUGCGAUAUCAUUAAAUUUGCUAAACAGGAGAAAUUGUUUAUUUUAGCGGACGAAGUCUAUCAACAUAAUAUAUACGCAGAUGGAUUAGAGUUUCAUUCAUUCAAAAAAGUCCUCACAGAAAUGGGUCCCGAAUACAGCAAUGUAGAGUUAGCUUCUUUUAUGUCAGCAUCAAAAGGAUACAUGGGAGAAUGUGGCUUCCGAGGUGGCUACUGUGAAUUAACUAACAUCGACCCUGAUGCGAAGAAAGUGAUUAUGAAAAGCAUCACUGCCCGUCUUUGUCCGCCUCUUAUGGGUCAAAUUGCCAUCGCAGCAGUGGUUAACCCGCCUGUCAAAGGUGAACCUUCUUAUGAUCUUUUUAUGAAAGAGAAAACUUUUGUGCUCAGCCAGCUUCAGAAGAAAGCUCGCCUAGUCACCGACACGUUCAAAUCCAUCCAAGGUUUUACGUGCAACGAAGUUCAAGGGGCAAUGUAUUGUUUUCCGCGCAUCAACAUACCAGAGAAGGCCAUAACUCAAGCAAAGCAAAGAAACAUGACUCCAGACAGCUUUUAUUGUUAUGAACUGCUAGAAAACACUGGCAUUUGUGUAAUCCCUGGAAGUGGGUUUGGUCAACGCGCUGGUACAUAUCACUUUCGUAUCACUAUACUGCCACCCGAAGAAGAAUUUAAUAAAACAAUCAUCCGUUUUAAAGAAUUCCAUAUGAAUUUCUUAGCUAAAUAUCAUUAAUGCUACGGUGGGAUUUUGACAAGAACACAUCACUAGUAUUAUUUCAUACUAUGGAUAUUGUAUACCAGCAAAAUGAUAACUGAUACCAAAUAUCCACAGCAAACCAUUCCACUGAAUUACAAGACUUCAGUACUAUUUCUAAGUUUGACUUGGUCAAAGAUUUUUAUUUUAUAUUUAGUAUAAAAUUAAUUUUUUAAAAAAGAGUCACAAUAACUUCAACAACAAGCAUAUAAUUGAUAAGAAACUUUGUCUACCAUAUAAAAUCAACAGGAGAGAAGAGAACUUGAGAAAAAAGGCAUUGUUACUGUUUCUGAGAGUAGAAACUAGGAACAUUUAAUAAAGAAUAACUUUUUGAUAUAUUUAAUUGUUGGUUUAAUAUUAAAAAAAAAUUAUUUACCUAUUUUUUAAAAUAUUUUUGUUUAUUUAAAAAUCUCUGAUACAAACUAGAUGAUUAUAUAAACAUUUGACAAUGGAAAGAAUGAAAUGAUUCUAAGUUUUAAAUUUCUCAUACAUUCCCUAAUACGUCAAAAAUUUUGACCAAUUUUUUCAAUUACAAGUCUUCAACUUAAGACACCUCAUUCAUAUAUAAGAGUCUUUCAGUUGUUUCUGCAGCAGAUUCUUCCUUUUUUUUUUUUUUUUGACACUCAAAAUGACUAUCUUCCAACUCAUUCUUCUUAGAAUUGUAAUAUUUUCAUUCAUUUAACCAGCCAUUAUUUCUGUCUUCUUCUUAAAAAAAAAAGAAGACUUACCAUUUUUCCUGCCUUCCUACAAACUGUGUGAUACCCUUUCUUGGUUAUUCAUUUUUUGUGGAGUCAUACUAGUCUUUUUAAUCUGUUUUACAAAUCGCUAUAUUAAUUCUUAAACAACUUCCAAAAGUAAAAUGUUUUAUUUAUAUUUUUUCUACCAUUUCUACUGACUUCUUGUAAAUAAAGUAAAUUCUACCGAUAUCAGAAAGAAAUGUAUGUCAUUGAGACCUUAAUCCACUGGUUUCAAAUAAACCUCAAGAGUGUCUUACAUUUUAACCUUGGAAUUACUAACUCAAGCUGACAACCAUGUAACAUUCCAGUCAGCUACAGAACCUGUUAUUAUUUGUUUUUAUGUUGGUAUUGUCAUUGUUGUAAGUGUGGUUGUUAUCAUUGUUGUUAAGUAACUCUGGUCAAUUCUGCAUGAGCCGAUAUAGAACUAGAUUGUUGAUCAAAUAAAGCAUUUGAUCUGCAUUUUUAGCUGUGGCCAGUCUUUCCACCUCUAUUGUAAAUAUAUUGUCCAAACAACUAGUGGUUCGUAUUUUAAAAACAAUAUGGAGUUCAUGUUGAAGAAAUCUAACUGCUACAUUUAGCAAGUCAACCAACUACAUAGGAGUUACCUUACUGGCUCUUUUGGUUCAUAUCCUAAGGAUAUAAAGUGGAGAACAAAUUUAGUAAGAGAGAUUUGGUUGCGAUAUUCAGUAUGUCAAGUAACUAUACAGAUGCUCCCUCUGUGGUAUGUGUUGUGAUUUUUGUAAAGAAUUUUUGAAGAACUCACUCUAUUUUGUCAAAUGAAUCUGUGGUGGUAAAUGAAUAUGAUAGCCAAAAAACCAUAAAUCUCUAAAUAAGUCAACAUAUAUGCUGUUCAUAUAAGCACUGCCAGUUCCUAUAUUAUCAUUCCAAACCCUCAUCUUCUGAAGAAAUGAACCAUUAAAUCAACUUUGUUAAGAUUUGAA